CACACACACACACACACACCACGACUACUGGUGCGCCACACACUGUUCACUGGUUCCCAUCUCUGGUGUUGAGCUUGGUACGUAGUAUCCACAGUUCCCAGUGUUAGCGUCCUUACUGACCCUCGACUCGCCGCUUGGACGAAUGAGCGCAUUGCUGCAUAGUGUAAACCUGAAACGCGUGGAAGCGGGGCGGCGCCAUGCGCGCUCUCUCGCACUUCACUCGUCCACGCACGUAAAUGACUAACCUGAAACUAGAUUUGCCUCCACGGUCGGUGACCCAACCUGCAGGACUCAGCGUUAGGCAACAACAAUUCCGCAUGCUGCAAUGGAGAGCGCACGCAGAGACACGUUUUUGAUAACUGGAGGCUGCGGCUACUUCGGGUAUCGACUGGCAUGCUCACUCUUUAAAGAAGGAGCCAAAGUCAUCCUGUUUGAUAGAGCUCCUCCAAGCCAGGACACGCCGGAGGGCAUUCUGUUUGUGCAGGGUGACGUCCGUGACUACGCUCAGGUGGAGGAGGCCGUCGCAGGCGUGGACUGCGUCUUCCACAUCGCCUCCUACGGCAUGUCCGGCAGGGAGCAGCUGAACCGCCGUCUGAUCGAAGCCGUGAACGUCGGCGGCACGCGGAACGUCCUGAAGGCCUGCGUGGCGCGCCGGGUGUCCCGGCUGGUCUACACCAGCACCUUCAACGUGGUAUUCGGUGGCCAAGUGAUCGAGAACGGAGACGAGCGCCUCCCCUACCUCCCGCUCCACCUCCACCCCGACCACUACUCCAGGACGAAGUCCCUGGCAGAGAUGGCAGUGCUGCAGGCGGACGGCACGGCGCUGAGGGGCGGAUCUGGGCUGCUGAGGACUUGUGCACUGCGUCCAGCAGGCAUCUAUGGGCCAGGGGAGCAGAGGCACCUCCCCAGAGUGGUCGGCUACAUAGAGAAGGGGCUCUUUCGGUUUGUGUACGGGAAGCCCAGCAGCCUGGUGGAGUUCGUCCACGUGGACAACCUGGUGUCGGCACACCAGCUGGCUGCACAGGCUCUGGCCCCGGAGAGGCAGCACUGCUCUGCGGGCCAGGCCUACUUCAUCUCCGACGGCAGGCCCGUCAAUAACUUUGAAUUUUUCCGCCCUCUGGUAGAGGGUUUGGGCUAUGCCUUCCCCACAACGCGACUCCCCGUCUCCCUCGUGUACUUCCUGGCCUUCCUGACGGAGUUGAUUCACCGCCUCGUCGGCCCCUUCUACAAUUUCCAGCCGCUGCUGACGCGCACGGAGGUGUACAAGACGGGCGUGACGCACUACUUCAGCGUGGCCAAAGCCAAGGCGGAGCUGGGCUACGAGCCCCGGGAGCACGACCUGGACGAGGUCGUGCGGUGGUUCAGGAGCAGGGGCCACGGGAAGAAACCCCGGAGCGCCCCCCUCGCCUCACUGCUCCUGGACCUCCUGAUCGUCGCUGCCUUAGUUGCUGUGCUCCUCUCUUUCCUUCCAGUCGCUGGUGCUUGAUGAGCAACUAAAGUAUUGUUUUGGUGAAACUUUUUUCAUAGGGUUCUGCAGGAUGUAGUUGGCUGUACCUCAUUCUUUAGCAGCUGUUAUAUGGUAUGAUUAAGAAAUGCUUUUAAAAACUUCAUGUGUUCUGUAACUGUUAUUUGUUGUUAGAAAUGUUCUAAGAACUGUUAUGAAUAAAAAAGCACAUCCAAAUAUUUUUGAUUGUUUUAAAAGUAUAGUUUGUGUAUUUUUUUGUUAUUCAAUUGGUAUCAUUGUACCUGAUUUAGUAUUGUAUGUAACAUAAAAUAAGCAUAAAACAAUCUUCUCUGAUCUAA
This is a messenger RNA of Betta splendens (Siamese fighting fish), 1803 nucleotides long. It is a transcript of the gene sdr42e1, whose product is annotated as short chain dehydrogenase/reductase family 42E, member 1. The record is from RefSeq and is a predicted model, not a curated record. Gene Ontology annotation, biological process: steroid biosynthetic process. The transcript is spliced from 3 exons. Bases 326 to 1486 code for a protein of 386 amino acids. Lineage: Eukaryota; Metazoa; Chordata; Actinopteri; Anabantiformes; Osphronemidae. Gene Ontology annotation, molecular function: 3-beta-hydroxy-Delta5-steroid dehydrogenase (NAD+) activity.